Molecule: messenger RNA, 1517 nt
Organism: Rhododendron vialii
Lineage: Eukaryota; Viridiplantae; Streptophyta; Magnoliopsida; Ericales; Ericaceae
Product: protein DOUBLE-STRAND BREAK FORMATION
Exons: 5
Coding region: 65-814 (249 amino acids)
Biological process (GO): meiotic DNA double-strand break formation
Source: RefSeq, a predicted model, not a curated record
AACAAUGAACUCUAUUUAAACGACACCAAUUUGAAAAAACCCCAACCCGCCAUUUCCCCAAAACAUGUCCAGCGCCAGAGUCGAUCACCAGAUUUCCCUCUUUCGAUCCCAAGUCGAACUCCGAAGAUUCGACGACGGGACUCUACGAAUCCUCGAAUCGCUUCUGGUUUCCAAAGACGUGAAAUCGUUGCUCGAAGUCCGCUCGAGCUUGAGCGACUUCAUUAGACGCGAAUCUCUCUCCGUGAUUCGCGAAAUCGCAGAUAAAUCCGUUGAGCAUAAGCUUUCCGUUGUUGAAUUUUUCGUUCGAGCAUUUGCCCUUGCUGGCGAUAUUGAGAGUUGCUUGGCUUUGAGAUACGAAGCUUUGGCUCUGCGGGAAUUAAGGUCUCCUAGUAAUCAAUGGCUACGAGUUUCAUACGAAGAAUGGAUGACAUUUGCUGAGCAUUCGUUAGAUAAUGGGUUCUACUCCAUUGCUACAAAGGCAUGUGAAAGUGCACUUUCAUGCUUUGAGAUGAAUGGCGUGAAUGAUCCUCAACAUGAUGACUUCUUUAGAAACAUUGAAGUUACUGGAAAAAUUAAGAGACUCAAGGAUGCUGCUGUUGCCUCUUUGGCUUCACGAUCUGUCCGAGCACAGGCAGCAGAUUACUUGAAAAAGAAAUUAGUAGAGAUGAACCCAUCACCGUCUUUGGCUCUAAAAGAAAAACAAUUUUCAGCAAGUACUCUGUUUAGAGAUGGAAUUAAGAAGCAUAAUGCACGAAAGCUGCUGGAUCACCGAAGAAUCAAUCACAUAACCAGUGAACCAGAUUCCAACCUAUAAUGAGGUCCUUCCCUCUUCUCCCUCUGCUCUUGCCAUGUACUUUUUAAGGAUUGCAUGACUUGCCAUUUAUUAUGACAGCGUCCUGUGCGAAGUGUUGCUCUGGGUUUGUUGGUACCCCUGUGGCAUUGUAAAGAGUUUCAUUUGGUGUUGGAAUCUGGCAGAAGAUUCUCAUGACAGUGAAAAUUAACUCAGUUUCAUUUAAGAGCCAGUUCUGUUGAAUAUGCAAGCUUAUGACUACCAAACAUGGUACUGAGUCUGACACUGAAUAAUGGGUUUCGGUUGGGCGACAAAAGGGUCCCAGGGGGGUUGUGGCCUUUUCUGCUGCUUGAUAUGAACUAUAACUUUCAACACUGGAAGCUAUACACGUACGUACGAGUCUUAGGGAAUCUGUAAUUAAUUCCAUGUUUAAAUAGUGUAUGUCUGCAGCAACAAUUUAGCAUGGGCCCUGUCUGUGCAAUCACGUGCCUAUCGCUUGUGCUCCUUAGCCUACCACCUCCCCCAAAUUUCUUCUCCCAGAAAUGGAAGAAAAGAAGACUGGCCUUGGAAAUCCCAAGCCACACACUUCGAGCAAUUGGAAUGGAGGUUAGUUGUCCCUUCAAACCCACCUUACCAUAGAGCUUCAUUUGUCAUCAUCUAUAAUUGUUUCCUAUGUUACACGGACUCGGACACGGGGUGUUAGGUGCGGGUAGCCAUAUUCAUAUCG